Molecule: messenger RNA, 3174 nt
Organism: Exophiala xenobiotica
Lineage: Eukaryota; Fungi; Ascomycota; Eurotiomycetes; Chaetothyriales; Herpotrichiellaceae
Exons: 2
Coding region: 137-2797 (886 amino acids)
Biological process (GO): maturation of SSU-rRNA from tricistronic rRNA transcript (SSU-rRNA, 5.8S rRNA, LSU-rRNA)
Cellular component (GO): nucleolus
Molecular function (GO): protein binding
Source: RefSeq, a predicted model, not a curated record
GAGAACCGCCAGUCUGGUGAGGCAGCACCAAUACUAGCACAAUACUCGACAGAAUCCGUGUCUGAGUAGUGCUUCGUCCCACAAGAUUGCUUUGUUCCCUCUUUGUUCCUCGUAUUCACCCCAAGAUACCGCCAGAAUGAGUCGAAAAUCCUCAUCGACUGCGGCCGCCAAAAAUUCCUCCGCAGGCACAGCGGUGUCGUCAAUAUCUGCGACUUCACAAAAAUCCUCAGUGCUGAAGUCCUCCUUUGCACCUUCUCAGCUACAGUUACGGCUGUUUGCUUCGGUCAUCCAAAGUUUCGACUCACAGCAGUUGCGCAUACAUGACACCACGACCGGUCGCUUACGCUGCCAGCACGAGACUAGACCCGGCUCCAGAAUUACCUGUCUCGAUUGGGGCUACUAUGGUGCUGCCUAUCGGGAUCAAAAGCAGAACAAGAAGCGCAAGAGGGGUCAAGACAAGACUGAAGGUGCAGUCGUUGCAUAUGGAACGAGUACUUCAGAGAUCUGCAUGUUUUCACCAGCUGAGGCCAAGGUAAUCGGCACAUUGAGUGGUGGGCAUGAAAGGACCGUCACGGACUUCAAAUUCUCCCCUUCUACAGACUAUCGAGAAGGGUGGAGUAUAGGUGAAGACCAAAAGCUCAUACAGUGGGAUCUCAGCAAGAAUCAGGCGAUAAGAACGCUCAAUAUUCCAGAAGCUGUCAAUGUGCUUGCAACUCCCUCGCCCAACCCCUUCCAGAUACUAUGUGCAUCAUCUACUCCGAUAGCAUACGAUUUCGACGCCGAAGGAGAACCCCACCUGUCUCGAUUCGACUCGUUCAAGAACUCGAUCCACUCCUUGUUCAGAUCCGGCAUCAAGGCGGGCUCGGAGGAAGAGUUCUUCCUCGCCUCAGAUUCAGAUAGAUACAUCAACGUCUACAGCCUGCAGAACAGAAAUUUAGUACGAACAUUGGUCGCCGGAAGUGGAGUUAUCGCCGCAGAUGUGUACGACCCAUCCGAAGACGUCGUGCAGAUACGGCGAAAACAACUCUUAAGUGUAUUGACGAAGGAUGGGACUGUGGAAUUAUUCUGGCAACCAUUCGCCCAGGCAGAACAAAUAAAUGGCGACUUGAAGUCUAGCAGGAAAAACCUCACAAGGAAAGCCGGUGCCUCAAUCCGCUUGGUGAGCCCAGACCCCAAGAGCAAGCAUGUACCCAUAUUUGCUGCGUCUAUCCAGGGUCAUGACAUUGUGGUUGCCUCGGCAGAUAGUGGUGCCGAUUUCUCGUUCCAAAAAAUCAGAUGGCAAGACGAAGGCAAUGGACAACUCCUGUUUGGCGGCCAGAAGGAUGUUGUCAAAGUGCGGAGUGCAUCCACUUUGAAUACAGCCACUCUGAACGGUGUCAAGGAUAUGGGCAAGUCUCAUGUCGACGAGUCCAAGACCGUGGUCGUCAAUAGUGGAUCUCAGCCCGUCACUAUCGACCUCUCAAGCGAUGAGAGCGAGGAUGAAGCCGAGGAGGUCGACGACGAUGAUGAAGAAGAUGAAGAGCAGUCCCCCACCGACACCCAAGCUGCCUCAAAUGACGUCGAGCAAGACUUGGAUGAAGCGUCUGAAGUUGAAGCAGAUUCAGAUGAAGAAAUGGCAGAAGCCGAUGCCGUCGACGCAGCGUCCGACGAAGAAAUGGCCGACCCAGAAGCAGAGCCCACUUUCGGCGAACUCCUCGCGUCCCGUCAUCCCACAGAGAUCUCAAUCUCCUCGGCCCUCCCUCCUGACGCUUCCACUCUCACUAUCAAGUCCGGCAACCCUGUAAUCCCGAGCGGCAUGUCUCUUGGGACCGUACUCACGCAGGCCCUGCGCACAAACGACAACAAUCUCCUCGAAGCGUGCCUACACACGCUCGACAUCACCAUUGUCAAGAACACCAUCCAGCGUCUCGACCCUGGUCUUGCGGGCGCUCUGCUCUCGAAACUCGCCGAGCGCCUGGCUUCUCGACCCGGUCGGUACGGCAACCUGAUCGCCUGGGUCCAAUGGACGUGCAUCGCGCAUGGCGGGGCGAUUGCCGCGCAGCCGGAUGUCACGGGCAAGGUGCGCACUUUGUAUCAGAUUCUCGGCCAACGGGUCCGCUCAAUGGAUAGUCUGUUGCUCUUGAAGGGGAAGCUGGAUAUGCUGGAUGCCCAGUUGCGGUAUCGCAAGGAUGUUGUUGCUCAGCAGGGUGCAAGGAGAGGAGAUAGAAAUGAACCUGGGAUGAUCUAUAUUGAAGGCGCCGACGGAGGGGAUAAUUGGGACAGUGAGGAUGAGGACGACGAUCUGGACGAAGGCUUGGAGACUAUCAGGCCGAGUAAGCGGGCCAAAGGGCGAAAAGCGCUUGAAGAUCUGAUCAGUGAAGAGGGCGAGAGCGAAAAUGAAGAUGAGGAUAAUGAGGAUACGAUGCCUCUUGAAAAUGGAGUCGCUGAGGAAAGCGAGGAGGAUGAAGACGAAGACGAAGAUGAAGAUAAUGAUGCUGUCGGAAUCAACGGAGUGGUUGAUGUUGAAGCUGAAGUGUCCAGCGCCGAGGAGUCUGACCCGGAUGACGUGGGCGGCGAGGUUGCGGAUGAAUCCGAGUCCGAGGUCUCUUCGGAUGAAGAGCGCAGCAACGAAGCAGAGGACGACGACGACGAGGACUCGGAGAUGGACAGCUUCAUCAAUGACGGCGAGAUUGAGAUGGCGAGUGAUGAGGACGAUGUGCACGUCGAAGGUGACAGUGAGUCAGAAGAGGUGCAGGCUCCGCCCGAGCCAAAGUCGACGAGCAAGAGUCCGAAGAAAAUGAAGGGUAGAAAGAGCUGAAAAGUCGAAGAGCAAGAAUUCGAAGAAGAAGGGUGGAAAGAGCUGAGGCACUGUCCUUGCAUAUCGGAGUGUUCAAUUCACCUUGAGAUACCGCAGGGGCCUGUGGUUGUGAGCAUGGCUUUUCAGGGAGCAUGGAUGUGGAUACCGUAAGCUCGGUUCAGGACUUGGACAUGGAUACGGCUACCUCGUGGGUUGAACGCAUCAAAAGUGAUGUCUUGUUUGCAUAGAGACAUGGUGUUAUAAUCAGCAUGAACAGCAUCAAAGGAACAUUUCGGAAAAGCAUGUUGGACUUGACGGAAGCGAUGAUAUUGAUGCUACGGCAUCACUGCCCAUAUGCGAUAUCCUAUGAAUAGAGGUAGACAAUACUGCCAUUGCUC